GACAUUGGAGAAGGAGAAGGAGAAGGAGAAGGAGAAGAAGGAAUGGACAUAAUUUAAUUGGGAAGAGAUAGAGAUAGAGAUAAGAGUAUUGAUUGAGAAAAAGGAUACUGUUGUGAAGGAAGGAAGGAAGGAAGGAAGGAAGAAUGAGUAGUUUUAGUUUAAAUGUUGGAAUGAAAUUGUCAUGGCCGAUAGGAGAUGUAAGUAGGCAACAGAUUCAGAUGGGAAAUGUUAAAAUUAUGGCGUGUGUUUCUGAUGGUUCUACUCCCAGUCAGAGUUCCUUCCUUUCCCGUAGCCAGACCUAUGCUCUUUUGAAACAGCAAAUGGAUGUCGCCGCCAAAUCUGAGGACUACAAAGAGGCAGCCAGACUUCGUGAUUCUUUGAAAAUAUUUGAGGACCAAGAGCCUGUUUUGCGCCUUCAGAGAUUGGUCAAAGAGGCUAUUGCACAAGAGAGGUUUGAGGAUGCAGCGAGGUACCGCGAUGAGUUAAAGGAUAUUGCUCCGCAUUCUCUCUUGAAAUGUUCAAGUGAGGCAACAACACUGGGAAUCAGGGUUCAAGUUAGAAGUGUGUACAUAGAAGGUCGAAGUCAACCUUCAAAAGGCCUUUAUUUUUUUGCUUAUAGAAUAAGAAUUACCAACAACUCAGAUCGUCCUGCUCAACUUCUUAGAAGGCACUGGAUCAUCACUGAUGCUAAUGGAAAAACGGAAAAUGUCUGGGGAAUUGGUGUAAUUGGUGAACAACCGGUGGUACUUCCCAACACUGCUUUUGAAUACUCAUCUGCAUGCCCAUUAGGAACUCCAAGUGGAAGAAUGGAGGGUGACUUCGAGAUGAAGCAUAUUGACAGAGUCGGCUCACGGACAUUCAAUGUUUCCAUCGCUCCUUUCUCUCUCUCCAAAGUUGAAGAUGGCAGUGAUACCUUUUCCGAUGGGAGCUGAGAAUACUUUGAAGCAUGCGCGCACCUCAUUUGUACAUUUUUAUAUAAAAUUUUAGGCUAAGGUUGUGUUUUAGUUGCUGGCAGAUAAUAAACUCUUGAUAUCAGACUCAUUGGGUGUAGUAGAUAAAUGCUACCGAUAGAUGUAAUAUAUUCCCAUGGGUAAAAAGUAUGGAACAUAGGAAUCUCAUGCAUUCAUUUACAUCUUGCGAGCUUUGAAGAUAUCUGUAAAUUCCAAAUGUAUAUAAUAU
This is a messenger RNA of Solanum verrucosum, 1179 nucleotides long. RefSeq lists its product as uncharacterized. The record is from RefSeq and is a predicted model, not a curated record. Gene Ontology annotation, molecular function: protein binding. NCBI's taxonomy places the organism in Eukaryota, Viridiplantae, Streptophyta, Magnoliopsida, Solanales, Solanaceae. The transcript is spliced from 6 exons. Bases 144 to 932 code for a protein of 262 amino acids.